GGCCGAGCGGGAGGUCGGGGCUGCGGGUGCUCGCUGGUGGCGGAUCAGAAGGCGGCUGCGGUGGCGGGGCUCCGCGGCCGAGGUCGAAUCCGAUCGGGAGCCAUGAGCGUGGACAAGGCCGAGCUAUGCGGGUCUCUGCUCACCUGGUUGCAGACGUUCCAUGUCCCGUCCCCCUGUACCAGCCCCCAGGACCUGAGCAGUGGCCUCGCCAUAGCCUAUGUGCUGAACCAGAUAGAUCCUUCCUGGUUCAACGAGACGUGGCUCCAGGGCAUCUCAGAGGACCCGGGUCCCAACUGGAGGCUGAAGGUUAGCAAUCUGAAGACAAUCUUACAGAGCCUAUUGGAGUACUCCCAGGAUGUCCUGGGGCAUCCUGUUUUGGAGCAGCACCUUCCAGACGUGAGCCUCAUUGGCGAGUUCUCUGACCCAGAAGAGCUUGGCAAGCUGCUUCAGCUGGUGCUUGGCUGUGCCAUCAGCUGCGAGAAAAAGCAGGAGCACAUCCAGAGAAUCAUGACGCUGGAGGAGUCAGUUCAGCAUGUGGUGAUGGAAGCCAUCCAGGAGCUGAUGACCAAAGACACCCCCGACUCCCUGUCACCAGAAACAUAUGGGAAUUUUGAUAACCAGUCCCGAAGGUACUACUUCCUGAGUGAGGAGGCCGAUGAGGGGGAUGAGCUGCGGCAGCACUGUCUGGACCUGGAGCGGCAGCUGGUGCUCCUGUCCGAGGAGAAGCAGAGCCUGGCACAGGAGAACGCGGUGCUUCGGGAACGGGUGGGCCGGCCAGAGGGUGAGGGUGCCACUGGCCUCACUGCCAAGAAGCUGUUGCUGCUGCAGUCCCAGCUGGAGCAGCUGCAGGAGGAGAACUUCAGGCUGGAAAACGGCAGGGAAGAUGAGCGUCUGCACUGUGCCGAGCUGGAGCGGGAGGUCUCUGAGCUGCAGCAGCGGAACCAGGCACUGACCAGUCUGGCCCAGGAGGCGCAGGCCCUGAAGGAUGAGAUGGACGAGCUGCGGCAGUCCUCUGAGCGUGCCGGGCAGCUGGAGGCCACGCUGAGCAGCUGCCGGCGCCGCCUGGGUGAGCUGCGGGAGCUGAGGCGGCAGGUGCGGCAGCUGGAGGAGCGUAACGCGGGCCAUGCCGAGCGCACGCGGCAGCUGGAGGACGAGCUACGCCGGGCCGGCUCACUGCGUGCCCAGCUCGAGGCACAGCGACGACAGGUUCAGGAACUUCAGGGCCAGCGACAGGAGGAGGCCAUGAAGGCCGAGAAGUGGCUAUUCGAGUGUCGAAACCUGGAGGAAAAGUAUGAGUUGGUGACAAAGGAGAAGGAGCGGCUGCUGGCAGAGCGGGACUCCCUGCGGGAGGCCAAUGAGGAGCUGCGCUGCGCCCAGCUGCAGCCUCGGGGGCUGACCCAGGCCGACCCUUCGCUGGAUCCCACCUCACCAGCUGUGGAAAACUUGGCAGCAGAGAUCCUACCUGCGGAGCUGAGCCCUGCUCACUCCCCGGUCGGCAGGGAGACGCUCCUGCGGCUUCAGCUGGAGAACAAGCAGCUGUGCCAGCAGGAGGCGGCCUACCGGGAGCGGCAGGAGGAGCUGCAGCGCCACCUGGAGGAGGCCAACCGCGCGCGCCACGGGCUGGAGACGCAGCUGCGGCUGAACCAGCAGCAGCUGUUGGAGCUGCGGGCCCAGGUGGAGGACUUACAGAAGGCCUUGCAAGAGCAGGGGGGCAAGACAGAGGAUGUGAGUGCCCACCUCCUCCCUGCCUGGCCCUCCCUCGUGCCCCCCAGUAACCCUCCUCUCUCUCCUCCCUGCUGCUCGAUGCCCCCUGCAGUCCAUCGUAAGUACCGUGGGCCCAGGGUGGCACCCUCUACCCUCACCCCAAGAUGGAGUUGGGACGCCUGGACCCCCCAUUCACCCAGUGCCUGUUCUCUCCCCCAGUCCACCCUACUGAAGAGGAAGCUGGAGGAGCAUCUGCAGAAGCUGCAUGAGGCAGAUCUGGAGCUGCAGCGGAAGCGAGAGUAUAUUGAGGAGCUGGAGCCCCCCGCUGACAGCAGCACAGCCCGGCGUAUCGAGGAGCUGCAGCACAGCCUGCAGAAGAAGGACGCGGACCUGCGGGCCAUGGAGGAGCGGUACCGCCGCUACGUGGACAAGGCGCGCACGGUCAUACAGACCCUGGAACCCAAACAGCGGCCACCCGGAGGGGCACCCCCAGAACUUCACACCCUGAGGACGCAGCUCCGGGAGCGGGACGUCCGCAUCCGACACCUGGAGAUGGACUUUGAGAAGAGUCGAAGCCAGCGGGAGCAGGAAGAAAAGCUGCUCAUCAGUGCCUGGUACAAUAUGGGCAUGGCUCUGCAGCAGCGAGCUGGGGAGGAGCGGGCACCUGCCCAUGCCCAGUCAUUUCUGGCACAGCAGCGGCUGGCCACCAACACUCGCCGUGGCCCGCUGGGACGUCUAGCAUCCCUGAACAUGCGUUCCACUGACAAACACUGACGGACCUCAGGAUCCUGCCCCUGCCCAGCCAGUCAGGGCUCAGCGCCCCCCCUGGGUCCCCUCACCUCACACGAGGCCCAGCAUCGGGAAGGCCUCAGUCAGCUGCUUGAGAGUCUGGAGGUCAUGAUUUCUGCCCUUUGUUCCCGCAGCCGGGGCAAGAGUGCAGGAUAGGGCAGGAGGCAGGGAUAGGCCUGUUCUUUUUAGCAAUGUGAUUCUUAUGCUUAAUUUUCAACCUGGGGUUAAUGAGAUGCCAGGGGAGAGAGUGAUUUUAUAUUUGAGAAGACAAAUAAUAAACAUUUUCAAUCCGC
This is a messenger RNA of Herpailurus yagouaroundi (jaguarundi), 2786 nucleotides long. RefSeq names its product hook microtubule tethering protein 2 (gene HOOK2). The transcript has 21 exons. Gene Ontology annotation, cellular component: centrosome; cytoplasm. The coding region runs from base 103 to 2478 and encodes 791 amino acids. The record is from RefSeq and is a predicted model, not a curated record. Gene Ontology annotation, biological process: cytoskeleton-dependent intracellular transport; cytoplasmic microtubule organization. Gene Ontology annotation, molecular function: dynein light intermediate chain binding; microtubule binding. NCBI's taxonomy places the organism in Eukaryota, Metazoa, Chordata, Mammalia, Carnivora, Felidae.